This is a messenger RNA of Acanthosepion pharaonis, 1218 nucleotides long. Lineage: Eukaryota; Metazoa; Mollusca; Cephalopoda; Sepiida; Sepiidae. The record is from the annotation of a GenBank genome assembly.
AUGCAGAAAGACCCAGUGGCAAGACUACCUGAGUAUUUGGAGAAAAUUUCCUUUGAACUUGAUCGUUGCAUAGAUUUUUGGUUUAAACAUUCCCAUGAUGAAAUAAAUGGGGGUUUCUUUACCUGUUUGGGAAAAGAUGGAAGCAUAUAUGAUCAUACCAAAUAUGGAUGGCUUCAGGGAAGGCAGGUAUGGACAUAUGCUAGACUUUAUAACAGUGUAAAAAGAUUUCAAAGACAGGAUAUUUUAGAAGCAGCCAUAAAAGGAGCUGAGUUUUUAAGUCAGCACAUCAAAAAUAAAGAAACCCAGAAGUGUGCAUUUGCUGUAACCAAAAGUGGAGACCCAAUCAAAUACCAGAGAACAAUAUUCACAGAAUGUUUUUAUGUGUUGGGAAUGUCUGAACUCUUUAAGGCUUCUAAUAGUGAUCAUUUUAAGCAAGAAGCAAUUGAGAUGAUGUCAACCAUAGUCCACUGGCUGAAAGAUGAUGAUUCAUAUUUGGGCAAUUUAGCUUUGAAAAGUGAUAAAUCUAUCAGCUCAUUGGCCAACCCAAUGAUGUUAAUGUGUUUGAUUGACCAAAUGAGAAGCACAAUUCCAGAAAUUGCUACAAAAUAUGAAAAAUUGGAAGAUGAAUGCUGUUUGGAAAUAUUAGGGCAUAUACAAAGAAACCAUUCUGUUGUCUUGGAAAAUGUGUCUUAUGACUUUAAAGAAUUGUCUGGUUGCCAAGGAAGACUAAUGAACCCAGGUCAUACAAUUGAAGCAGGUUGGUUUCUAUUGCGAUAUGCUGAAUUAAAGAAUGAUAAUACUCUUAAAAACACAGCCCUUGAAAUAUUCUUGGAGGCUACAUUUUUCCAGGGUUGGGACAAUGAAAAUGGAGGGCUCUUUUACUUUUUGGAUGUGGAUGGCUUCUCACCUACACAACUAGAAUGGAAUAUGAAACUCUGGUGGCCACAUUGUGAAGCAAUGAUUGCUUUCCUCCUUGCAUUCAAAGAGACUUUAGACAAAAAAUUCUUGGAAAAAUUUGAUCAAGUCUUUGAUUAUACAAUGAAACAUUUUUGUGAUCCUGAAUAUGGUGAAUUAUUUGGUUAUCUGAGUCAGGAAGGAAAGAUUAGUAUGAAUUUUAAAGGUGGACCUUUUAAAGGAUGUUUUCAUGUCCCAAGAAGCUUAAUGAUGUGUGAAAGGAUGCUAAACCAGAUUAUGGAUCAAGGAAAGAAUAAUAAUUAA